AUGGUGACCAUGAAUCAUGACUACACCAAGGGCCAGAUGAUCGGUCUGGCCGUUGGGUUCAUGAUAAUUCCCACAGUCUUCUACGAGCUACGCGAGCAGCACUCGGCCCAAGCUGACAAGAGCCCGGCGGACCAGACCAAGUUCGCUCUCAACAUGAUAUCCAUCCUGGGGCUUGGUCUCGUCAAGUCUUCCAUUCUCAUCCUGUUCCGCUACGCCGUCUGGGAAGCACUCGCCUUUGUGAUCGGGUGGACUGUCAGCUUCUUCUUCUCGCACCUAUUUACCUGCUACCCCAUCACCGUUUUCAUCGAGCCCUAUUACGGGAACUCGUGUGUGCAGACGGUUCCCAUGUUUGUCUCGUUGCUGUUCACCGAUGUCAUUGCCGACUGGGCGAUAUUAUUAUUGCCCGUGCCGAUGGUCCUCAAGGUGCAACUGCCCUUCGAGAAGAAGCUCGCAGUGAUCGGCAUGCUGGGAUUGGGCGCCGCUGUAUGCGCCGUCAGCGUCACGAGAGUGAUUGCUACCUUCGCAAUCGCGGAGGAAUACGUCAAGCACCCGAACGACGUCAUGUGCUACACCGCCCCAGUCUUCUUCCGGACCAACAUCGAGCUCUCCCUGGCCAUCGUGUGCGCCUGCCUGCCGACGCUGCGGCCCAUCCGGUCGCACUUCUUCCCCAAGCCGGUCGCGACGUGCACCUCCGACUACGAGUACGGGUCCUCGGGCCGCAUGGGCGCCAUGAAGAACAGCCUCAAGCAGAGCAUCCGGAAGCCGUACGAGGAGCUGGACGAGCUCGAGCUGACAAUGUACGACCGCCAGGCGGUGGGGGCGGACGGCCGGUCGGCGUCGCCCGAGGGGAGAGACAUCAUCAAGCAGACCACCAUCCAGCAGACCAUCGGGGCGCCCGACAGCUCGAGCACGGCGGACCUGAGGGGGAAUACCUUUGAGGCCGUGGGCCGGGGCCCGUUGAGGGCAGAGCGGAUGGUGCCUUGGCAAUUCAACCGCGGUUACUAG
Messenger RNA from Diaporthe citri, 1005 nucleotides. RefSeq lists its product as uncharacterized. The record is from RefSeq and is a predicted model, not a curated record. NCBI's taxonomy places the organism in Eukaryota, Fungi, Ascomycota, Sordariomycetes, Diaporthales, Diaporthaceae. The coding region runs from base 1 to 1005 and encodes 334 amino acids. The transcript has 7 exons.